AUGGACAAGAUCUCAAUCACCAUCUGUGGAGAUGGCGGAUGCGAGGACUCGUACUCUGUCACCCGUAAUGUCGAUGGUCUCCCCUAUUUCCUGUCCAUCACCGAUACAGCCGGCCAGGAGGAAUACCGCGGCCUCUGGACGGCGUCUACGUUGAAAUCCGAUGCAUUCCUCCUGGUCUACGAUAUCACCAAUCCCUCGAGUCUCGAAACACUGGACCAUUUCAUGGACAUGAUCAACAUGGAGGCCGAGCAACGCGUGGAGGACAAUGAGCGAUUGCGCAAGGAAUUCGGCCGCCAGGAUCCAGGGACUCAAGUCGGCAUGCCCCCGCCGGUCAAGAUCCUCGCGGGCAACAAAUGCGAUCUGAAAGAUGAUCGCGCGGUGACCUCACGCGACGGGCUCGAGUAUGCGCGCAAACAUGGAUGCGGAUUCAUGGAAACCAGUGCGCGUGAAAUGGUCAACAUCGAGGAGACAUUUUCCCCCAGGCUAACGGUGGUAGAUCUGGUUCGUCGCGUGAUCGAAGCCCGUCGAGUUCAUUGUCAACCAGAUACACCACAACCUCCCCAAUGCGCCGAGCCGAUACCCACGACGGCGUUACCGCCGACCACUGUAGAUGCCACGACUGAGGGUCGAACCCGAACGCGUGUUUGGCGACUCUUCCAAUGUCGGAAGACAACGGAACCACGCGAGGAUCAGGGAUCGAGUGCAAUGGCGACAGAAAAACAAACAAAAACACGUGGGUUCUGUUGUUUCCGGUAG
Molecule: messenger RNA, 756 nt
Organism: Penicillium nucicola
Lineage: Eukaryota; Fungi; Ascomycota; Eurotiomycetes; Eurotiales; Aspergillaceae
Product: putative RAS small monomeric GTPase
Exons: 3
Coding region: 1-756 (251 amino acids)
Biological process (GO): signal transduction
Cellular component (GO): plasma membrane
Molecular function (GO): GTP binding; GTPase activity; GDP binding
Source: RefSeq, a predicted model, not a curated record